GUGCGGAGGUGAGAAAGCCCCUUUCUGUGCAGGGAAACACCUCAAAUAGAGCCCACUGUCUAAAUCAUCAAGGACACACGAUAGUCCUUUUUUGGCAGCGUGAUCCCCAUUUAGUGAGAAGGGAAGGCGGGAGGAUAAAACUCCUAUCCUCAUGAGUUUGACUGCACAGAAACACAAACAGACCGUGAACUAUGUUGUUUGUGGAUUUCUCCGUCUGUCGAUCGUUGAUGCUUUGCUGUACCGGGAUGUGCGUGGCUCUGAUCCCUCUCUGUAAGCCCACAAAAACAGGAGAUCACCCCAUGACCAGCACAACAGAGACAGGAGACGGGUUAGAUGUAACAAAUGGAGCGCACACCUUAUCAACAAAGACCUCAUCAGGCUCCACAGUUUCACAACCCCUUCCUAACCUCUCACCAUGCUUUGUGGACGAUGUGGUUGCAGAGUUAUGUGACAGUGUUGGUGACAAUGGUGAACUCACAAACGACACCAUGACUCUGUUUGGAAUCUGCACAGGAUCUGAAAAUUCCUCAGCCUCACUUUUAACAGAGCUUGCCAAAGAAACCAGCAGAAACCAGAGAAAGGGCUUGGAGGUUUGGCAUCUAUCUGGAGAGCUCUUGUCAGAGGGAGAUGAGACAGGAUCACUCAAGCUGACCUUUGACCUCCCACAUUCUCAUUUGCUGAAGUCAAACCCCGUGCUGCUCUUAGAUUUUGAAAGUCCCCUUCCAGGAGCAAACCUGGAGGUUACUUUCACCAGCCGUGCACUGCAUCCUAGCACACAGACCGUGUGCAUUUCAGGAGAAACACAAUACAUAAUGCUGGCAGGAAAAGAAUCAGAGGGCAAAGUCCAGCGUAAAUGGAGGAUUUCUGCUGAGACAAAUCCCCCUGUUAUGAAGCAAAGGUUAAGAAACAUCUUUAUUGGUGGAAAAUCAGGAAGUAACUUCAGCAUGACUCCACUUCUGCUUUUCUCAAGGGAAAGAAGAACUGAAACAAGAUCUGCACAUGUUUCGGGUUCAUCCAUGACCUCCUCCUUCCUCUGUGAGCUGAGGCGGUUCCUUGGUGAUGUCCUGCCUCAGAGCCACCCUCCCUCCUCUUCCCUUCAGCUUGAAUCCUUACAGUCCCUGCCUCCCCUGACCCUUGGCCUGUCCUCUAGUGAGACCCUGCUGGCAGGACUGAUCAACUCCUCGGCCCUCACCAUCUUCUCCUUCUCCAGCUGGGGCUCCAGGUUUCAGGUGCAUCAUGGAGAGUUGUCCCUGUCUCCUGCGCUGCUGGAGGAGCUCAGGCAGAGGUUGGAGCAGGCUAUGGAGCAGAUAACGACAGUGAUAAGGGAGGAAGAUGUGGGUCACAGAGCCAUAGAGAAGCUGGGGAGGCUCAAAGAACACAGUGCAUUCCCAAAGACACAACCUGCAGCAGGAGAAAGCCAAUACUGUGCGUUCCUGCUGCUGAAGGCUCUGCAGACAGUGGCCCGAGCGUAUGAGGUGGAGAAGAGACUACGGGCCACCAGAGCUGGCCGCAACAACUCAAUGGGCAACGUCUGUAGGCUGAAAAGCCUCACCGUGUCCCUUGAAAGAACUCUAGUGGGUCCAAACACUGCGAACAUCAACAACUGCCAUGGCUCCUGUGCCUUCCCCCUGGUCAACACCAACAACCACGCAGUUCUGCUCAACUUCCACAUUGAGAGCGGGAAUGUGGACGAGCGGGCGCCAUGCUGUGUGCCAGUGGCCUACGAACACCUGGAGGUGGUCGACAUGAACCAACAUGGGACUUACCUCUCCAUCAAACCAGAUGUGGUGGCGAAGGAGUGUGGCUGCCGCUAAAGCAGUUUAACUCUAUAUCUGUGCACAGUCACUGAGCCUGUUUUGUAAGGGAAAACUGUCAUCAAUGCUGCUCUGAUGGGAUUUAUUUAUUCACACAGAAGUCAUAGUAGCAGAUGUUUAUUCAAUUAGGUUGCUUUAAGCUAUGUACUCAGACAAUGAAUUAUUUGUAGUAGAGGCACGCUGCACAGUAUUCUGCAUGAUAAAAAUAUGACAACUGAAUUGUAGAUCAAAAUAGGUCUUUGUCUUCAACAGAAGUUGCAAAUCCUUCAUUUUCUCAAUCAAAGAAGUAAUCUGAACAAAAAUAUGUUUAUGACUCAAAAAAAAGGUGAGGUUUUACAUUCUGUGUCUUCUUCAACUCUUGAAAUUGAAUUAUAUUGCUGACUUUAUAGUGUCCUUUCAUUUAGAAACCAGCUGCUUUUUUGAUCCUUCAUUUGUUCAAUAAACAUUGUAUCUAGAUCAUUCUUUAA
This is a messenger RNA of Notolabrus celidotus (New Zealand spotty), 2281 nucleotides long. It is a transcript of the gene amh, whose product is annotated as anti-Mullerian hormone. The record is from RefSeq and is a predicted model, not a curated record. Gene Ontology annotation, molecular function: growth factor activity. Bases 192 to 1814 code for a protein of 540 amino acids. The transcript is spliced from 7 exons. Gene Ontology annotation, biological process: gonad development. Lineage: Eukaryota; Metazoa; Chordata; Actinopteri; Labriformes; Labridae.